This is a messenger RNA of Aphanomyces invadans, 8767 nucleotides long. RefSeq lists its product as hypothetical. Gene Ontology annotation, molecular function: protein binding. The transcript has 21 exons. The record is from RefSeq and is a predicted model, not a curated record. Bases 37 to 8670 code for a protein of 2877 amino acids. NCBI's taxonomy places the organism in Eukaryota, Oomycota, Saprolegniomycetes, Saprolegniales, Verrucalvaceae.
CGGCGCGAUAUCUUUACCGGCGCGCGGCGCACCCUCAUGUCAACGAGGCCCACAACGGCGCCGCUCCGGCCGACUCUGGUCCAAGCAUUUCCGACAACAGUCGAGUUCGUGGACAUCGAGCCCAUGACGUGCUAUCUCGUGUCGCUGUCGAUACAGAACACAAGUCGUCAUGUCGUUCGGUUUCGAGUGACCGCACCAACGUCCAAGCACUUUCGACUGCUUUUCGACAAUCAAGAUCUCGGUCUGGUGGCAAACCCCACGAGAACGAUAUCCCCCGGUCUCUCGGUCAAGUUUGACGUGGCAUUUCUCAUGGAGCUGGACGAGCAAGUACCGAUCGACUUGCACGACAAAAUCCAUGUCCUCGCCGAGAACAGCACCCCGAUUGAAAUUCCACUGGUGGCCAAGCGUCCUGCUCCGCAACUUGAAUUCGAGUCGUUGGUGGACCUUGGCAUGGUUGUUCUCUCGAAUCGAACGGCCAAAUAUGUCAACGUGCGUAACACGGGUGCAAAAGAGUGCUCGUUUCGAGUAGAACUAGAGCCCGGUCACCCUGUUGUGGUCAUUCCCAAGGACGGUACCAUUCCACCGCGCUCCGAAACACGCUUGAAAGUUGAAUUCAACGGCCGCGAGAUGGGAGCAUAUCGGGCAAUCGCAACCAUUCACUCAGGAAAUGACAAACAGUACCUCCUCGACAUCAGCGCGGUCGUCGUGGAACAUAACAUUGAGCUCGUGUUCCCAGCUGCCGAAGGACUGCCUCCUGACCCGGUCCGCGUUUUGUCGUUUGGGUCUCUCUACUGCGGCGAAACACGCAAGCUCGAGACUAUCCUGCGCAACAACGGGCCACAUCCCAUCGGAUACCAAACCGGCAUUUCGUUCUCGGGACGGCCAUUUCGCGUUGGAGACGACUUAUCGAAUCCUGAGGACGACAGUGAAAUGGACGAAAAGAAGAAGGAGCUGACGGUGCUGCCAAGCGAAGGCAUGGUUCCGCCGUACGCGUCGGCGCUGUUGACGUUUGUGUUCAAACCGAACAAUGCGCUAUCAAGUAAGGCAAAGGGACAGCGGCAGGGGUACACGAGCAGCAGAGUGCCCAUGGGAACCAGUGACGGAAGCACCCACCACUUGAAAGCGUUUGCAUCGAUUGAGUGUUCCGAGAUCAAGCAAAGCCUGGCGAUUGAAAUAUCUGGCGCGGCUGUGGUCCCACAUGUCGUGACAACGCCCGACUCGUUCGACUUUGGGGACUGCGCGUCCGGCGCCCGCGUCGACAUGAUCCUCAACAUUAAGAACGAGGCGAUGCUACCCGUGACAUUUAAACUCGACAAACUCGCGCACUUUGCCGCGCAUCCGUCCAAGGGCCGUCUCGAUGUUCUCCAGUCCCAGAAUAUUGUUGUUAGCUUUGCCCCAAGUCAGCUCGGGCGAUUUCAGACAACGUUCCAUUUGGACGUUCAGGGCGGCAGCCUCAUCCUUCCGAUUCACGUAAGGGGCACAGCCACGAAUGUAGGGCCCAAGAAGCAACUCGUCGGUGGCCUCGACACGCUUCCAAACGACUUCCGCCCCAAGUUUAACUUUAUGACGGUCGACGACAUCAAGACGCAAAAGCUUGCUCCCAAACCCGCGUUCCACCGCAUCCCGCCGUUCGAAGUGGCCGCGCGAGAAGGCACUGCUGCCGUCGACGAGUAUGAGUUCCAAGGGACGAACAACACACACUUGACGUACUGCGUCAACGAACUGGCCGAGAGGUCGCACCACCGCGACGGAUACAACUCGAUCUUGCGCCAAUACCGCCACGACCGCUUGACGAAGCAAGACAAAUCAAAUCAGCGUCCGUCCAACCCGAUCGACCUCGGCAUGACGCCGCAAGGGGGCAUCGACGGCCCGGAUUGCAAACUCCCCGUUGCAACCGAACCACUGUGGAUGCAAAGUUCGCUGGGCAACCGUCGCGGGUCAGGCGGAGCGUCGUCGUCGCCAUUCGAUGACAACAAAAUCAUCAAAAAGAAAUUUAAGCCGCUGCCCGUGACGCAGGCAGAAGUCAAGGACUGUGCGACGACCCUCACAUCCGAGCAACUCAAGCUGAUCGUGGCAGGCCCCAAGACAAUCAAUUUUGGAAAAGUUUGCGUGCACUCGGUGUCGAAAAAGUCGUUUAGUGUCACGAACGACCUCCCGCACAACAUUUCAGUCCACGUUCAUUUGGCCAACGAUCACGACGAGCUCCAGCAGACGACGCCGUUGUCGCAAGUGAUCCCAACGGGGGCGACUGCUGGCUUUGACUUUACCUUUUUCUCGCGCGUCGAGCAAGUGUUUCAAAAGUACGUCAACUACACAAUCAAUGGCCAGCACUCGUUCAAGCUCCUCGUGACGGCCGAAGUCGUCCCGAUUCGCGUGGAGUUGUCGACGCCAGUGCUCGAGUUUGCCUUUGACGCGAGCGAUCUCAACCCUGACGUCGCCCAGCAGCUCGUGGUCAAGAACCCAGGCAACUCGGAGGCCAAGUUCAGCUGGGCGCCCGAGCCGCACCAUCCCCCGGUGGAGUGUGCUUUCGAAGCGACUCCAAAGCAAGGGACUAUCGCACCCGGUGGCAGCUGCCACAUCCGCAUUGCGUUCUGUCCCCGCUACAACUUGCCGAAUCAAGCCACCAUGGUUGUGUCGGUCGACGGAGGGAAACCGGCCCACCUCCAUUGCGUCGGCCACAUGGUCGAACCCAAAUGCGUAGCGCGCGAGAAACGAGUCGAGUUUGGCACGAUUGCCGCCGGCAUUCCGAAAGAGAAGAAGGUGCUUAUUUCGAAUCAAAACAUCGCGGCAGCGACGGUGUACUACGCCGACAUCGAACCUGCCACCACCGGUCUCGUCGUCCGACCUCCCAUCGGCGCACUCAUGCCCGGGGAAACGGUUGAGCUCUGCGUCGUGCUCGACGUCGCCCGCGCCGUUGCCUUGGAAGGAGUCGUUCUGGAGAUUAAGAUUCGAGGCGGGCGUACAAUUCGAGUCCCUAUUUCGGCUGACGUGGUGCUCCCGAACGUGUGUUUCAACACGCCACCGGAACAAUUCGACUUUGGCGGGGUGACGAUGGGGGUGCUGGUGACGCGGGAGCUGUCGGUGACGAAUCCGUCGCCCGUGCCAGCCCACCUCGCGCUGGAUUUCUCGUCUCAUGCGCCGGAAUUCCAAUUGGCGAUGCCGGUACACCUGAACCCAGACGUCCAAGACGAAGUGCAUGCGAUUUUUGUCCCGGCAGAUGUCGACCCUCCUUCCAAGUGGCAGCUCAUCGUGCCACCGACUACGACGCUCAAAUUUCACUUUCUCUUUCGCCCCGAGCGAAUCAUGACUCACUCAUUUGCAUUUCCAAUCCAUUUGGAGGGGGUCCCCGCACGCACGGAAGCGCUACAUCGCACCGUCCUGGCGACCGGCUUGAAGCCCCGCAUGCUGUUUUCUAGCUCGACACUGGACUUUGAGAAGCGCGUGAUAACCCGCGACAACGUGCGCAAGAUCCCGUACUCGAUGGGGCUCACUUUAACCAACGACGACCCGCAAACCGUCAAGUGGUGCAUCGACUUGUCCAAGCUCAAGUCGAAGAAGAGCGUGUUUCACAUUGCACCAUCGGCUGGCGAACUGGCGUCAGGCGACAAGUGCACCGUGCGAGCCAGCUUUCUCCCCACGGACGCGAUCGAGUACACGGCAGAAGUGCCUGUGCUGCUGGACGACGUGCCUUAUGUGACGCUCUCGUUGGUUGGGAAAGGAAUCCACCCACACUUGAGCUUUAGUGUUGCGCGAGUCGACUUGCCGACAGUCCCCCUUGGCAUCACGUCCACGGCCACGUUUUUCAUUUGCAGCACGGGGUACGACAAUUUGGAGCUGAGCUACCGGCUCCCGAUCGAUUUAUCCCGCGUCCCGAUCGCGGUGACGUUUCCAGACGGCAAGUCGAUUGGAAUUGCAAAUCCCAAGGUUCAAGUCGACAUCAGUUUUGUGUCGACAAAGAGCAUCGCGUUCAACGCCAAGCUCGAGUUUUUUGACGUCGAGGGCAAUCAGUUCGACCUGCCUCUCUCCGGGGCGACGGACAAUUGCAUCCUGACUAACUUUGGAUUCGUCGAGGCGCACCGCAACGAGUUUGGGUUCUUCACCGACGCCGACCAGCGGUACCCAGUGUACUUUUUGGAAAAGACCCACAUCAAAGUCCUGUCGAAAAAAGCGUUGCCCGCCCCUCCGGUCGCGACCAAACCGGACGACGACAAGCAAAAAAAGGCCAAAAAGAAGAUGGUGGCCCCCAAAGAGAAGCAACCGGCCGCCGUCCCCAUCCAACCUGUGCCUGCCGCCGUCGAAGUCACUGGAAAGCUCCUGCACAUGCCUCACAUCCACGAGCCCAAAGUCGACGAGCUGGCGCUGCUCAUGAAGUGGCUCAACAUGAAUAUUCUCAAAACGCCCAUGACGGCAUUUCCCCAUGAUCUAGUUCAAAACGCCGGACGCCCCGUGUACGAGAUGCUCGAAGCAGUGUGCGGCAAGGCUGUGCCAGGUCGAGUCAAGCAGCUGUCGACAAACAAACGCGAACAAGGCACCCAAAUGGUCGCGCAAUACGUCGAGUUGCUGCGUUUUCUCAAAUCGUACGGCGCGCUGCUGAACGAUGUUCGACCAGAGCAACUCUUGGACAGCGAGCAGUACGUCCGAUGGAGCGAGGACGACGACAAGAACCAGCUUCACCGUCGGCUCUACUUUGAGAAAGAAUGGCAUCGCGUGUCGUGCCUGGCAUGGACCAAAGUGAUUUUUCAAAUCAUCAAGUGCUUUGUUUUGUUUCGCAUUUCGACCAAGGCGUACGCGGCGCUGCCAGGCAUUGUCGACCCCGCCACCAAACUCCCCACCGACGUUGUGAUGCGAGACUGCACCAAGAGCAACGUGUACUCGGAAUCCGAGAUGGUCUUGAUCCAGUGGCUGUUGCACCACUCGAAACGCAUGGCCACUGUGGCGGAACCGCGGCUCAUCAUGGACUUGGAACAUGAUCUGAAAGACGGUGUCGUCCUGUGUUAUGUGCUAGCAUCGCAUGUCCCGACGCUAGCCGUCGACGGGGGCCCGCUCCACGGAUUCAAUCGAAAGCCGACGUCCGCCGAGCAUUGUCUCGACAACGCAACGUGCCUGCGCAAUGCCCUCUCGUGCCUCGGUAUGGACUACGGGGUCCCCGCCGACCAGUUGUGCAACCUUAGCCUGCCGUCCACGGUUCUGUUGCUCUUACACUUGUACCAGAACGUGCCCCAGUUCAUCCCGAAGACAACGAUCGAGUUCAAGGGCGUCCUCGGUCAAACGAUUCAAAAGUCGAUCGAGCUCAAGAACCCAAGCAAGAAAACGAUUGUGUACGACGUGUUCUUGGAAGGCCAAGUGAAAGAAUUUAGCAUCUACAGCCACACGUUGACGCUAGAGCCAGAGAAGAGCCAGAGCUUUCUCGUGGAUUUCACGCCCAAGUUUACGCGAACGGUGCAAGCCCGCCUCACGUUUCGCAGCUUGCGCGACGGCCCGACGUGCGCCGCCACGAUGGUGUUUUUGCUCGAAUCCAACAUCUACUCGCGAAAACCGAUUCGCGUGUUUCAGUUCGAGACGAGCAUGUACGACCGAAAGGUCGAGGACAUUGUAAUCGAGAACCAAUUCCCCGUGAACGCCGUGUACAAGUUGACCAUGCUGCAGCAGCCGUCGACAAGCGAGUUGCCGCACAAAUCCAUCAAGGACACGACCGACGACAACGCGUGCAUGGAUGGCCAGCUUCCGUUCUUCUUGCCCGACGUCGUCGGCGACAUGGUUGCGAUUCGAAAAGACGGCAACACGACGGUAAAAGUCGAGUUCUUGCCGCUCAAUCCGGGCGUGUACAAGUGCCAGCUGCUCUUUCUCGACGAAAACGUCGGCGAAUUCAUGUACGAGCUGCAUUGUACGGCGCAUUUGCCCCCGACGCUCGAGACGCUCGAGAUCACGAGCGACAACAAGCCCCACAUGCUCAAGGAAUUGAUUGUGCCCGCCCGAAAUCCUCUCCUAAACAAAGCGCUCGCCGUCGUCGUCGACCGAUUCCAGGGCCUUGUCAAGGCCAAGGUGCGGGAUGGGUUGCGUAAAUGCGAAGACUGCCACCACACAACGUUUCAUGCGGAAGUGAACUCGCCGUAUUUUGUUUUGCAAAACUCCGAAGUGACGCUGAAAAGUGGCGGGACGUCCACCACGCCGAGCAACCAUGAUGGGGACAAGAAAACGGCAAACCAAGCCAAGUUGAUCACACCACGAGGGACGCUGUCAUCUCCGACAAGCUUGAUGCUGGACUUUCAGCCGCGUGGGGCGGGGCUGUACAACUGCAAAGUCCUCUUGCGAUCGACGGCAUCGUGUGGCUGCGACAUCCGCGUGUACGAAAUCCACGCCAAGGUGACGGACGUUGGCAUUCGAACCAUGUUGGAGUUUUGUGCCCCCGCCCGCCAAACGAUUGUGCAAGACAUUCCCAUCAUCAACCCGACGGACGAAACGUGGAACUUGCGAGCGAAUUUGACAUGUUCGUCCGGCGUGUUUACGGGCCCGACGACGUUGAGCAUCCCGCCCAAGAAGACCAACACGUACUCGCUGACGUUCAAGCCGCAGUGGCUCGUGGCCGAGACUGGGUUGUUGCUUUUGCAAAAUGCCAAGACGGGCCAGGACUUUGAAUUUGGGCUGAGCGGCAUUGGAGAAGAGCCACUUGCGAUGGAGCAUGUCGUGCUGCAGUGCCAAGCACGACAAAGCUUGGUCCAUGAAUUCGAAGUGCAAACGUUCAAGAACGACCCUGCUGGACCGUUCACGUUCACUGUCGAAUCCGAUCUGCCUUACGUCGGGGGCGCGUCCCAACUGGUGCUGCCAGGGCCGAACGUCACGGCGCUGUACAAACUCACGUUCAACCCGCUGAUCGGGGGAACGUACUUUGGGAGCAUCACGUUUACAAACACGCGGACAAAAGAGUACUGCUGGUACACGAUCGAAGCGACGGUGACGCCACCAAGCCCCGAGUCGACUCUCGAAAUGACGACGACAGUGCGAUCCAUGGUGGGGAUGGAGAUCAGUUUGGAGAACCCGCUCGAUCGCGCCGUCGUCUUUGACAUCGCGCUCAAGGGCAACGGGCUCUUUGGUCCAACGCAGUUUGCGUUGGAGGCACAGCAAACAGGAAUCUAUCAGCUUCUGUACUCGCCACUCUUACCCGGCAACACGACAGGGUCCAUUGGAUUUACAAACGACGACGUCGGCGAGUUUUCUUACCUACUAAACCUCCAUGCGACUCCUGCCCCCCCGAUUCAGCUAGAAGACAUGCAGUGCGCUGUGGGGGACGUUGUAUCCCAGCCCAUCACGAUCACCAAUCCGAUGGACACCCCCAUUGCGCUCGACAUCGUGCUCAGCAACACGCGAAACUUCCGCAUCCGAGACGAGAACAUCGUGGUGAAGCCCUUGAGUACCUACACUGCCAUCCUCGACUACAUCCCGAGCAGUUUGGCCGACUUUGAAUGCGCCGAGAUUCAGUUUGUCCACCCAGACGUGGGGACUUGGGAGUACAAGGUCCAAGGAAAGGGCAAGCCACCGAGCUUGAUGAAAACGACCCUCGUGCACGCAACUGUCGGCGAAGCAGCGAGCUCCCUCUUCUCGUUCCGGAAUCCGUUCCCGGACGCUCUAACUGUCGACGUUACCAUGGUGCAGCUCGGCCACCCCGACAAAGGCAUCCCCGACCGCCCCCCUGGAACGAGUGGUAGCCAAGCUGGGCACAGUCCGACGGGGAUGAGCCGGCAGCGUCAACGUCCGCAGACGGCGCCUCCUCCAGUGUUUGAUAUUUUGCUCAAGAAGCCCAAGGUGACGUUGGAGGGCUUUGGAACACUUCAAGUGCCAAUUUCGUUUUCGCCCCACUUUGUGUCGGAAGCGGGGGCGCAGAUCAUCAUCAAGGGCGACAAGGAGCUCGAAUGGGUGUAUCCAAUUCGAGGCAUUGCCCAGGCUCCACCAAACCCGCGAUCCCAUUCCUUUGUGUGCCGCGCGCGAGAGUCGUGUGAGAAGAAACUGAGCUUGGAAUUGCUCGCGCUGGAAAAAGUGACCCCCGACGAGCGCUUUACGAUCGAAUGGGACAUUCCAGAGCCACACGCUCGCGUUGUCGAACGCACGCUGACGGUCACUCCACUCGUGGACAGCAUCUCGUCCGUCACAACGCCGUUGGAGUACCUGGUGCGAUUCGAUCCACUUAAGCCGAUCCGACUGGCCGUGGCAUUGGUCGUCAAGAAGAGGUCGGGGGGACUGUGGCGGUUUGACAUCCACUUGGACGCGUCCGAUCCCGUCGUCGACGACGUCCUCACGAUUGAGUCGGCUCUGAAUCAAACGUCGAGUGUCUCGUUCAAAUUGUCCAACCAAUUCCGGGAAGCGACACCGUUCCAAGCCGAGUUUACCCCCGGGUCGUCGCAAGCGUUCACGGUGUACCCUGUCGAAGGGAUGCUGGCCCCGUACGGGACAGAAGGCACGCCCUUUACGAUCGCGUUCACCCCCACGGGGUACGGCAAGAUGUGCUCGGGGCAAUUGGUCGUGCAGACCGACGAAAUGCAGUGGACGUUCAAUGUCAAGGGGACGCAUCCCGAGUACAAAGUGCCGCAAGGGGAGGCCAAAGUGCACACAAAAGGCAGCAAGAAGCUGAGCCCCCCCAGCACGUCCAAGAAGAAGAAGAUUUUUGGACGCAAGUGACGAUUGUAGAAAAUUUCCACCAUGCCAAUCCAACGUCGAUGAAAUUGAAAAGGGCAAUUUGUACGAUUAGCACCUUCCAAUGCUGGAUACAAAAAAC